AUGUCUUCUCCUCGCCCUUCGGCCGAAUCUCAAGAGAAAUGGCCUCGGGAUGCACAGCGCGUGUCUCAUGAUACUGAUUCCAUCGCGGAGACGGUCUCUUCGGUGGAUACACAUGCCGACAAUGAUGCGAUUGGCAAGACACUGACGGCGCGUACGUCGCGGGUGUCGGAUCAUAUGUCGCUAGCGGAACGAGUUACAACGAUCCCGACGAACGCGACAGCGGAUCCUAAUUACGAGGUUGAUUGGGAGGGUGAGGAUGAUCCUGAGAAUCCCAAGAACUGGCCGUUGAAGUAUAAAGCCAUGGGAUUGGCAUUCUUGUCAUGGAAUACACUGGUUGUCGUGCUUUAUUCGACCUCCUAUACUUCGGGCGUGGUUCAGAUCGGUAAUGAAUUCGACAAGUCUGAAACGGUCGUGACCCUAGGUCUUACGUUCUACCUCAUCGGUCUAGCUAUCGGGUCUAUGUUCAUGGCGCCGCUGAGUGAAGUCUACGGCCGUAAGCCUAUUUGUGUCUUGUGUCUGGCUCUCUUCACGGUCUUGAUCAUUCCCUGCGCGCUCGGUACCUCGGUGACGGAAUUGAUUGUCGUUCGUUUCAUCGGUGCUUUCUUCGGCAGUGUCAUGAUCUCCACUGCGCCGGGUAUGGUGGCUGAUCUUGUGGAUGAUGAGCAUCGUGCGCUGGCUAUUUCGAUUUGGAGUAUUGGGCCGUUGAACGGACCGGUUCUGGGUCCUGUGAUUGGAGGUUUCGUCACGCAAUAUCUCGGCUGGCGCUGGAUGUGCUGGAUUGCACUGAUGUUUUCCGGCGUGGCGUUGGGCUUCGCAUUGAUUCUCAAGGAGACGUACGCUCCGACGUUGCUGCAGAAGAAAGCUGCCAGGCUGCGCAAGGAAACCGGUGAUUCGCGAUGGUGGUCUCGCUACGACCAAAAGGCCAGCCUCUAUGAGAUCCUAAAGCUAAACCUGAGCCGACCGUUCGUGAUGGCUGUUACCGAACCCAUUUGCAUCUUCUGGAACAUCUACAUCGCCAUCAUCUACGGCAUUCUAUACCUGUGCUUCGUCGCCUACCCAAUCGUCUUCGAAGACAUUCGAGGCUGGGACCUCGGUCUAUCCGGUCUCGCCUUUAUGGGAAUCGGCAUCGGCGUUGUUAUCACGAUCGCUAGCGAACCACUCGUGCGCCGACUCAUCAAUCGCCACAAGAUCGACCCGGAGACGGGUCGCGUGUACCCCGAAGCCAUGGUCUCCUUCGUCUGUAUCUGUUCCCUCCUCAUCCCAGUUGGUGAGCUCUGGUUCGCCUGGACCUGCUCUCCUGCCUCGAUUCACUGGGUCGUGCCGCUGCUGGCGGGUAUUCCCUUCGGCGCGGGCAACACGGGUGUGUUCAUCUAUGCAUCCAAUUAUCUCAUUGGUAGCUACGGUAUGUACGCUGCUUCCGCUUUAGCGGGCAAUUCCGUCAUCCGUAGUGUUCUGGGUGGUGUGCUUCCGCUGGCCGGAUCAUACAUGUAUGACAGUCUUGGGCCGAACUGGUCUGGUACGCUGUUGGGAUUACUUGAGGUGGUUAUUGUGCCUAUUCCGUUUGUGUUUUAUAAAUACGGGCAUAUAAUCCGCCAAAAGAGUACUCUCAUUCAACGUAUGCAGGAGGAUAAGAAGAAGUUGGAGGGCAAGAGGGCGCGCAGAGUGCCCCGGCAGGCUGUUGCUCUAAAUGAUGAGGAGAAGCAGCAUGACGCCGAGUGA
This is a messenger RNA of Penicillium atrosanguineum, 1719 nucleotides long. Its product is annotated as MFS transporter. Gene Ontology annotation, molecular function: transmembrane transporter activity. NCBI's taxonomy places the organism in Eukaryota, Fungi, Ascomycota, Eurotiomycetes, Eurotiales, Aspergillaceae. Bases 1 to 1719 code for a protein of 572 amino acids. The transcript has 4 exons. The record is from RefSeq and is a predicted model, not a curated record. Gene Ontology annotation, biological process: transmembrane transport.